This is a messenger RNA of Mercenaria mercenaria, 1129 nucleotides long. RefSeq lists its product as uncharacterized. The transcript has 3 exons. The coding region runs from base 150 to 953 and encodes 267 amino acids. Lineage: Eukaryota; Metazoa; Mollusca; Bivalvia; Venerida; Veneridae. The record is from RefSeq and is a predicted model, not a curated record.
CCACAUUUCAUGCUUGAAUAAGUAAUAUACAAGUGUUUGUUGAUAAAGUAGACGAGACGCAUAUUUAGUUAGGAAAGAAGUGUUUUGUAUUUUACUUGUCGUUCCUCUUUCGGAAAAUCAACAUAGUAUGCUAUUCGGAAAAUACAUGUAUGAAGAUGUUUCCUAAUGCACUCCAUGUAAAACUAUGUUGCGUUUUCUUUGUUUGUUACAGCUCUCUACAAACAAAAGCUGAUAGUACAGAUCAGGAACCACAAUGUACAUCUAAGUUUGACUACGAUUAUAAGAUUAUACAAGAGUUAAUUCUUUUAAGACAGGAUUUAACGGCUGCAAAGGAAGAAAUUCGAAGACAACAAGUGGAGAUACAAGCUCUCAAAGAAGCAGAAAAAUCUAUUGGAAGCACGUAUAUUCGUUGGGGUCGCAAAGUUUGCCCUGAAAAUGGAACGAACCUCAUAUACUCUGGUUUUAUGGGUGGGUCUGAUAAGGAACAACCGGGAACCGGGUCCAAUUAUCUCUGUCUUACUGCUGAACCUUUGUGGGACCACUUUAAGGACACAGCAGAAAGUCUAGGGAAAAUAACUGGUGUAGAGUAUCAAUUUUGGAACCAUAGAUCUAAUGGAGCUGCAGAUUUUUUCGGAGACAACAUGUUCAACCACAACGCUGUUUGUGCCGUCUGUCAAACGAAGAGAAGUACAUCGUUGAUGAUUCCAGGGAGAAACAGGUGUUACGAUGGUUGGACGAUGGAAUAUAGCGGGUAUUUAGUAUCUGGUUACUACGGUGAUAAGAGCGCUACUGAAUACGUUUGUCUCGAUCGACGUCCAGAAAAAGUCGUCAAUGGUGAUGCGGAUGAUGAGGAUAACCGUCUUUACUUAGUUGAAGGCAUCUGUGGGAAAAGUUUGGCCUGCCCACCGUACGUCGGCGGUAGGGAGAUAACAUGUGUUGUCUGUACUCUUUAAGUACAUCUGUGUAUGAACAGACAGACAAAAAUAGCAAUCAAUCUGAAGAUUAUUUAGAAGCUACCUAUCUAAUAGUUAUUCGUUUCAGCUACAUGCUUACUAAAUUAACUUCAUACGUAGUCGUACCUGUUCACUGUGUUUCUUAUUUUAUCAAAAUAAUAAAAUCAUUAGUCAUA